UGCAGCUGCAGGCGGCGGGCACCGACGGCCCGGGGGCGGCGGCCGCCGGCAGGGUCCACUUCGCCAGGACGUCGCGCCGCCUGCCGCAGGCGCUCAUCAUAGGCGUGCGCAAGUGCGGGACGCGCGCGCUGCUCGAGAUGCUGGCGCUGCACCCGCGCGUGCAGAAGGCGGCCGGCGAGGUGCACUUCUUCGACCGCGACGACAACUACCGGCGCGGCCUGGACUGGUACCGCCGCAAGAUGCCGCACUCGUUCCGCGGCCAGAUCACCAUCGAGAAGAGCCCCAGCUACUUCGUCACGCCCGAGGUGCCGGAGCGCAUCCGGGCGAUGAACGCGAGCGUCAAGCUGCUGGUGAUCGUGCGCGAGCCGGUGACGCGCGCCAUCUCGGACUACACGCAGCUGCGCAGCCACGCGGCCGCCACGGCCGCCACGGCGGGACAGCCGCCGCCGCCCGCGCGCUCCUUCGAGCAGCUGGCGCUGCGGCCCGACGGCUCCGUCAACGUCGCCUACCGGCCGCUCGCCAUCUCGCUCUACCACACCUUCGUGCCGCGCUGGCUCGAGGUGUUCGACCGCGGCCAGAUCCUGGUGGUGAACGGCGACCAGCUGAUAGAGGACCCGGUGUCGCAGCUGCGGCGCAUCGAGCGCUUCCUGGGCCUGGAGCCGCGCAUCGGCCACCACAACUUCUACUUCAACCGCACCAAGGGCUUCUACUGCCUGCGCAACGAGACGGCGGACAAGUGCCUGCGCGACAGCAAGGGGCGCCGCCACCCGCGAGUCGACCCGCGGGUCGUCGCCAAGCUGAGGCGCUUCUUCAGCGAGCACAACCAGCGCUUCUACGAGCUCGUGGGCGAGGACCUGGGCUGGCCCGAGGAGUGAGCGCCCGCCCGCCGCCAGCACCCGGCACUGCGCACGCGCCAGCGGCCCGCGUAGGCACCUGCGGGGCUCUCGAGCUGAGGCGGCCCUGCGCGACGGCAGUCACCGAGCGUUCCGGAGACGGCCGCGAGAAAAGAACGAACAUCGCCCCGGGCCGUGGACGAGGUUGUCGCCAUCUGGCAGUCGCGCGUAGAAUCUACCACUGCUGGACCCGCAGACUCUGGAAACACACAGCACAGUACUGACGGUCAGAUACUGAGCAACCGAGAGCUGAGUGUUCAGGCGACAGCAGAGUCUAUGCUACCAGUCGUAAGGGAGACGUCGUUUUUCGUUUUGUACAUUCCUCCACACUCUUUAACCUUCAGUUACCACAGACUGUACAACAAGAAAGAGCCGAACAAUUCGCCACCGAUGCUUUAUGUGACUGCGGAACAGGUGGAAAAAGAACACUGCUAAAAAAAAAGUGUAAUAACUAUUAUAGUUUUGAGCCCUCAGGUUCAUGUGCUCACUGUUUUUAAGGAAAAAAAAAUUAAUUGUAAAGUUGCUUUCUUUCCUACGGUAGUCACCAAUUAGCGCGUUGAUUCGUUUCACCAAAUGGCACCACGGAAUACGCGAUUAUUAGGUUUCCCAUGUUCUGUGAUGCAAUACCAAAGCAAUAAUACGUGCAGACUGCCGCUGGAAAUUGUAAUGCGAAUUUAAUUCCCGCGUUUAUAGCUAAAAUUAAAACUUUAGGUAACAUCAGGCACGGCACAAAUGAGACGGUGAAGUCUUACGAGUACUUGAGCUUUCUGUCGUACGCAUUGACUUUGAACGUGCUGCUGGAUUAUUCUAGGAAUGUUGUACUGUUUCUAAGAGUGUCAGAGACGAAGGGGAAGAAACUGCCGGGGAAAAGCGGCCCCGUUUCUCCCCCUUCAAAAUUUUUCACUUCUUGGCGUUUGUUUCUCGCGUAAAGGUAGCUCGUUUCCGACUGCGACCAGAAGCGCGUAUUUGGUUGCCUGGUGAUGGUCGCCGGAACUAUGGGAAGGAAGACGAUGUGAGUUGGGUGGGUAGGUAGUAAGUAGGAGGCAAGGGCGGAUGCAGCCGGGAUGCACCCCCGCCGGCGCCCCGGCUGCCUCCGCCGAGGGGGCUGUGGGGGAGGUGCCCCGCGUACGUGGGCGUGGUACCAGGUUCUGCCGCCGCCCUGGCGUCGUUCGCCUCUGAUGGCUGCGGGUGACCGCUCUGGAGACAGACGGUCUGGGGCGUGUCCCAGCUGGCCGAGACACUCGCUCAGACCUCUAAACAGUCUGAGCCACUCCCGCACCGUUCCAUUCAAAUUGCUAUAGUCACACGUACCUCUGGAAAAAAAAAAUAUGUUUGCGGAGCAUCACGAGAGGAAAUGAAACAUAAGUAUGCCACUACGUGCACAAGGAACUGUUGGCGAUUCUAAAUCUGCUGCCCUGAGCGCCAAAACGAAGCUGGAGAUAAAACGCCGUGCCUCUGAAGAUGACAACAUUGCACAGAAACCUCAUGAACCUCACGCAAGAAGUUCUUCCGUCUGUCGGUCGGCAGCUGUUACCACUUCAUGUUCACAUCUAGUUUUUCAGACAACUGGCGUGAAAACUGUUACAGUUCCAAAACAAAGGUCGUCCGACGCUCUAAUCCUCUUAACGAAAAGCUGUCGCUCUUACACAGACUUUUGUCACGAAUUCUGCAUUUCUUAAAUGUAUGCGCUUGCCGUGGCACACUAGAGGAACGAAGCACCGACGAUGUCACUCGUCAACACAAAUUCCGUGCACCAUUUCGCGCAGAAAGUGAAAGCUACACCGCACACCACCCCAUGAACAGCACGGCCCUUGAAGUUAGUACAAAAUGUUUCGCAUAUCGCUAGUGUUGCUUUGAACAUCACAAAACAUAUCGAGUCCUUCAGCUGAGAGUGCUUGUACUUGUACCACCUUCGUAGAUGGAUGUUUGGUCCAGAUAAUUGCUGACGUCUGCCGCUAAAUAACUUGUUAAGAGUUGUGACAAAGGAGUUGCUGACGAAAUUUACGGGGAACAGCACGCAAAUAAAACCCUCCGUACUCAUUCUCACGCCGAACACGGUAAACCCUACGCGCUAGCAAUUACACAAGAGUGGGAAGCAUGGGAUGAUGACGGCACGUAAUAGAAAUCUUAAUCGCAAUCAAAUGAUACUCGUAAUCAAACGUUGUUUGUUGUAACAUUGGCAAUAC
Schistocerca piceifrons (Central American locust) is the source of this 3079-nucleotide messenger RNA. It is a transcript of the gene Hs3st-A, whose product is annotated as heparan sulfate glucosamine 3-O-sulfotransferase 5. The transcript has 4 exons. The coding region runs from base 138 to 875 and encodes 245 amino acids. Gene Ontology annotation, molecular function: [heparan sulfate]-glucosamine 3-sulfotransferase activity. Lineage: Eukaryota; Metazoa; Arthropoda; Insecta; Orthoptera; Acrididae. The record is from RefSeq and is a predicted model, not a curated record.